AUGAAUGGGAUAGCCCAGCGCCUUUCGGAACUUUAUGUGCUGUGGAAGAGAGCAGAAGGAAGAAGGAAGCAGCUCAUGGAAGUCCAUAAGAGUGCAACAGAGAUGGAAGAGGCAGGAAUCAACUUCGAAAAGAAGGUUUGGAAACAUAAGAAAGGGGUGGAGGUAAUGGCUAGUGAUGACGACAUUCGCAUUAUAAUAGACAGAGAAAAGCCGCCAUCAGCAGAGCAUUUUUCUUCGGAUUUGCUUCAUCAAGCUUCAGACCAGGUGAUCUCAGGUGACUUAGGUAACAAUUGUACUAGUCAAUCUAAAAAGAAAAGUUUAGCAGAAGAUCCCCUCCAAAUUUGUGAAGUUUCCUUCGAUGAACGCAAGUGGAGUAUUUAUAAAGUGCCUUAUCCACUACGUGAAAUAAAUGAAAAAGCCUAUGAACCAAAUGUAAUUUCAAUUGGUCCCUAUCACCAUGAUAAGGAAGGCUUGAAGUCAAUGGAAGUUAUCAAAAGGCAUUGCUUCAGUAGGAUGAUUAAGCAGCGCGAGGAUGAAGCCAAAAAGUUUGUAUCAGCCAUGAAAGACAUGGAAAAUGAAGUUCGCAAAAUCUAUGAACAACCUUUUGAAUGCAUUGACUCUGACACAUUUGUAGAAAUGAUGCUUCCUUUCUUUGUGCUUUUAAAGCUGUAUGACAUGAUCAAGAUGUCAAAUGUUGAAUUUCCUACAUGGGUUUUUUCUCUCUAUUCAAAAGGACUGUUACCAGGACCAGAUAUAUGUCUUCCUGAAAGGUUUCCGAAACCCGAAAGUAUCAAGCAUCUACUAGGCUUCGUACAUAGUUGUUGGAUUCCUUCAGAAGCAGAAGUAGGACCAGAAGUAAAAGCAAAAGAACCGAUAGCCCAGCGCUUACAGAACUUUAUGUGCUGUGGAAGAGAGCAGAAGGAAGAAGGAAGCAGCUCAUGGAAGUCCAAAAGAUGUGCAACAGAGCUGGAAGAGGCAGGAAUCAACUUCGAAAAGAAGGUUUGGAAACAUAAGAAAGGGGUGGAGGUGAGCUUGUUCAAAGUAGACUUCACCGAUGAUGGGACACUGAAGAUUCCAAUCUUAAGAGUUGAAGAUAACACAGAGCGUAUCUUGCUUAAUUUCUUGGCCUACGAACAAUUCCUCCCAAGUUCAAAAUCAACUUACAUUGGUGAUUAUGUGAAGCUUAUGGGUAAUCUUAUCAACUCAGGCAAGGAUGUGCAAUUACUCCAUAGGCGUGGAAUUGUUGUUAAUUUGUUAGGCGAUAAUGAAGUAGUUGCCCAAAUGUUUAACAAACUCGGCGACUUUACUUACGCAUCCGGUGACUUUAAUAGCUUCUAUUAUGCCAAAAUAUUUGAGCAGGUGGACAAGCACUGCCAGAAAAGGAGUACCAAAAGGAAGGCAAAGUUGAAGAAAUGGAAGGCAAAAUUGAUGAAAGGUUAUUUUGACUCUCCCUGGUCGAUCAUUUCAGUUGUCGCUGCUGUUUUCCUGCUCCUACUUACCACGGCACAAACUAUAUUUUCAGUUUUAUCUUAUUUCCAUCCGCAGUAAGUGCAGUGCAUCUUUUGCAUUAUCUAUUGGAGGCAGGCUAGCUGGAAGUGAAGCCAAGUCUAUUAAGUAGCAUUACUAUAAACUAAAAGCUUAUGCUAUUUCCUAUAAUUAAUG
This is a messenger RNA of Durio zibethinus, 1662 nucleotides long. The record is from RefSeq and is a predicted model, not a curated record. NCBI's taxonomy places the organism in Eukaryota, Viridiplantae, Streptophyta, Magnoliopsida, Malvales, Malvaceae.